Somion occarium is the source of this 2349-nucleotide messenger RNA. Lineage: Eukaryota; Fungi; Basidiomycota; Agaricomycetes; Polyporales; Cerrenaceae. The record is from the annotation of a GenBank genome assembly.
AGCGACAUCUCGAACAUUGACUGCACGCCUACGACACGACUUGGUCAAACACUGCAGAUCAAUGAGAGUUUUCACCCCUUUGACAUUCCUUUCCAGGCCUUCAAUGUAAUCUCAUCAGGUAUGAACGCGGUUGAGCCGCUCGUGUAUCAGACCGUGAAUCCGUUUUGGAUCCUAAGAUAAAGAAACUCCUUGAGCCGAGUGAAGUAGGAACAAAUAGGUUCUCUGCAAUCUGUUGGUACUGGUAUGACGCGGGGAUAAGGUCUCUGAGCAAUGGUGCGCCUAGGUCGAUUGUAUUGUCUGCUAAUGGUCCUGGCCCAAGCCAAUGCCAGCAUGUUUGAAACUCACUUCCAGUGCUCGAUGCCACCCUUCGAUUGUUCCGCACUUGCAAUUCGCUCUUCAUGACAAUAGGUUUUUAGUGAAGAUUGUUUCAGACUGCCUCAUAAUUAAAAAAGCACCAUUGCUUUGGCCUUCAAAGAGCCGUGUCUGAAUCUCGUAACUCCUCGUAUAAAACUCCCUAUUACAUCCUCCCCAUUGACCGCUAACAUUUAUUUUGCGUUCUGACGAGUCUCAUUUACCCACCAGGACGACGUAUCUCUGAUCCUACGAUAUUGCUUUUCACACUUCUUUCCCUCAAUGACAUCCGUAUGCCCUUCGCUUCCUCUCGAACUGACCGACACCAUCAUCGACAACCUGGGCGACGACCGCCGUACGUUGAAAGCCUUUGCACUCGCUGGAUCAACGUUAAGCGGCCGUGCCAGACGGAACCUCCAUCGCACCGUGCGCAUCUCCUCCGACAGGCUUUCUGAAAUACAACGACUCGAAGAUGUCUACGAGAGCUUCAAGGACUAUAUAAAGGACCUCACAAUUGCAUAUGGUGCAGAAAACCUCGAAAUGAUCAUGUCCGCGAAGCGUAUUAUCAAUAAUCUCCGCCAUCUCGAAGAAGUCAAAAUAGAAGACACGAUGUAUGAUGCGCAAGCAUUUGAAGACCUUUUCGUCUCUCAAGGCCAAAACAUUCAUACCCUGCGUAUCUCUAAGGUUAGCUUCAAUGGGUUCGACUCCUUUGUCUCCCUCGUUUCUCAGUUUCGCCGCCUACGCUACCUACGCAUGGAUGUUACGGAUGUUUACGAAGACACGGAUGCUCCUGACGACGAUGCGGCAGAUCAACUUCCCGAGACCAUGACCACGAGGACUCUAUCUUUGGCUCCGCCCCCUUCCUUGCGUAGCCUCUAUACAGGCGGUUGCACCUUUAUCCAUGAACUUCUUACAUGGCUAUGUCACUCGCCGGAAGUGAACGUUCAGGACGUGCAAGUGGCCUUUCCUAUGAACACGGAUGGGAUGCCCCUUUUUAACUUUAUGCAACAUAUUUCUCAGUCUCUGACGCAUCUGGACCUUGACCUAUAUGCUAUGGCAGACAACCUUGUCGACGCUGACAAUGAUUGGCGUGAAGCUGACGUCACAUUCGGGAUGCCACUGCUCUCUGACAUGCCCAAUCUCCAGUCUCUUACAUUUGGAAGCCUCCCGCUGGAUCCCACACUCAUAGACGAAUUCGAAUCAUCUUUCACCACCAUCUUUUCGUCCUAUUCCAAAUGUGAUACGACAUGUGACGUCAAUUUCUUAUGGAUCCCUAAAGUCCUGCAAGACAUCGGCGCCCCUCGACUUCGUCAGAUCCAAUUCAACUGCACCAUCUGGCAGCCUGAAUGUGUUGAUCUCUUCCCUUUCCACUCAGUUAACUCAGUACUUACCCGAAUCAUGGAUAACCGACUUUUGCCCUGCCUGAAGACCGUGACUUUCCUGAUAUCCGUACCUACCGCGGCGAGCCUCAGCGUCAUCUUCAACGGUCAGUACCUGUAUGACUUCAUGGUCAUUGCCACUCGUAACAUCUGUGGGAACCUUCCAACGCUUGUCAAUAACGGGCUGUUGCGUAUUGUAGAAUGCGAAGAGAGUACCUUGGGAGAAUGGCGGCAGUAUGGAUCAAGCUGGGACGGGUCGGACCAAAACCUCGAGGAAGCUACACAUGUUGACGUCCAGGCAGCGAAGCCUCUUGAGCUAUCGCUAGACGAUUCAGAAGAUGAAGAGGCCAUGCGAAACUUCAUCCAAGGACUAUUACAGGCGUGAAUUUCGUCGCCUUGCACCAGACGCAGCAGCUAACUCUCCGUUGGAGAAAUCACGCUACGUUCUUUAUAGAUCAUUCAAGGCGUAUAAGUUCAUUGCACAUCUAUGAUUCAUGUGCAUAGUUUUAUCGGGCUUUGAUUUCCCUUGCCGAAGACCUUUCAGGACAUGUGGGAAAUGCCAUUUGUAGCCUGUAUUUAUGACAAUCAUGGUAAAAUUAUCGAUGCGUGUCUCCCUUUC